CGUGCCCCCCGUGACUGCAGAGAUUAACAGGCGACUGUGGGGGAACAAUGACAACCGAUCUGAAAAAUUGCCUCAACUGAUGUAAAAUCAACGGAAAACAUGUUUGACCCAGAAGAUCCCACAUUACCUUUGGAUAGUCUGUUUUUUGAAAGACCUGUUAUCCAUAAAGUGAAACCACUCUGUCAGAAGCAAGGGAAUCCUUUCCCUUCAGUCUUUACCAAAAACAGUGGAGAAAGCUCACAGUUCAGGAGAAGUUUAUUUAAACCCCCUCCAAGGACGGUCUCAGAAAGUGGUGACCAUGGCAACGGUGCACUAAGUCAAAGAACAUUCCGAACAAAUGCCUGUUUCAAUGGGCAGGUUUCAAAAGAGACAGAAGAUCCAUUCAUCACAUCCACCCAUACCGCCCCCAGUUCUUUGACAGGCUCAGGUCUGCUCCGUGCACACCACCGUCCAACGUUAAAACACAACCAGCAUGCAAAAAAAGCCCACAUCCUUCCCCUGACACCUCAACCCCUUAAUAUACAAGGUGGAACAGGGUCAGGAAUUCUUCGUCCGGUCACUGAAAUCCCUGCACAAUUCAGAUCCGUCUUCAAUGAGUUUCCCUACUUCAAUUACGUUCAGUCGAAAGCCCUGGAUGACGUUCUUUACACAGGCAAAAACUUUGUGGCUUGUGCACCCACUGGCUCGGGAAAAACAGUGCUCUUUGAAUUGGCAAUAAUUCGGUUGCUGAUGGAAGCCCCUUCACCCUGGCAGAAUAUCAAGAUUGUCUACAUGGCACCAAUUAAAGCCCUUUGCAGUCAGCGGUAUGAAAAUUGGAAGCAGAAAUUUGGGCCUUUGGGGCUGAGCUGUAAGGAGCUGACAGGAGAUACAGAGAUCGAGGACUUCUUUGAGAUUCAAGAUGCUCAUCUCAUCAUGACUACACCAGAAAAGUGGGACAGCAUGACCAGGAAGUGGAGGGAUAACUGUCUGGUUCAGCUGGUCCGGCUCUUCCUCAUUGACGAGGUCCACGUGGUGAAGGACACAACCCGUGGUGCGACGCUUGAGGUCGUCGUCAGCAGGAUGAAAACGAUGCAUACCUACCGCUCUGCUGAAAACCCCGACCCCAAACUCGCCAUGAGAUUUGUGGUGGUUUCAGCGACCAUUCCAAACAUUUCUGACAUAGCCGAUUGGCUCUCGGACGGGAAGGGUCCGGCCACCUGUCUGGAGAUGGAUGAGACGUUCAGGCCAGUGAAGCUGAGGAAGGUGGUGCUGGGCUUCCCCUGCGGCACCACGCAGACCGAGUUCAAGUUCGACCUGUCCCUCAACUACAAAAUGGCCACCGUCAUCCAGACCUACUCUGAAGACAAGCCCACACUCGUGUUCUGCUCCACGAGGAAAGGGGUGCAGCAGUCUGCCACAGUGCUCGCCAAAGACGCCCGCUUCAUCAUGAGCGCCGAACACAGGCAGAGGUUGAUGCAGUAUACAAACUCUCUGCAUGAUUCUAAACUGAGAGAUUUGGUGAUGUAUGGAGUUGGUUUCCAUCACGCUGGGGUCGAAGUGUCGGACAGAAAAUUAAUUGAAGACGCUUUCACAGUCGGAGACCUACCAGUACUUUUUACGACCAGCACGUUAGCGAUGGGAGUGAACUUACCCGCUCACCUCGUGGUGAUCAAGUCCACCAUGCACUACGUGGGAGGGUCGUGUGAGGAGUACAGCGAGACUGACAUGUUGCAGAUGAUUGGACGAGCAGGCCGACCCCAGUUUGACACAUCAGCAACUGCAGUGAUCAUGACCAGGUCCCAGACAAAAGACAAAUACACACGGUUAAUGAGCGGGGCUGAAACCAUCGAGAGCAGCCUGCACACACACCUUGUGGAGCACUUAAACGCGGAGAUCGUUCUCCACACUAUCUCCGACGUGAAUGUGGCCUUGGACUGGGUUCGCUCCACGUUCCUUUACAUCCGAGCUCUGAAGAACCCCAGACAUUACGGUUUCCCAUCUGACCUGGACAGAGCUGGAAUUGAAAUGAAACUCCAAGAGCUCUGUCUGAAGAACCUGAAUGAACUGGCAGCCAUAGGCCUGAUCACUAUGGAUGAAGAUAUCAACUUCAAGCCUACUGAAGCCGGGAAGCUUAUGGCCCGAUACUACAUCGCGUUUGACACCAUGAAGCAGUUCAGUCUGCUGUGUGGAACAGAAACACAACCUGAGCUGCUCCAACUGAUCUCCAAAAGCAAGGAGUUCAGUGACAUUCAGUUGAGAGUGAACGAGAAGCGAACGUUGAACACCUUGAACAAGGAUAAAAACAGGAUAACAAUCAGGUACCCCAUGGAGGGGAAGAUAAAGAACAAUGAAAUGAAAGUUAACUGCCUCGUUCAAGCUCAGCUUGGCAGCAUCCCAGUUCAAGAGUUUGGAUUGACACAGGACACUGGGAGAAUAUUCAGAAUUGGAAUACGUAUAAGCAAAUGCCUGUUUGAGUACCUGAAGCAGCUGCCUAAGAAGAGCUUCUCUGCGCUGUUGAACACCCUGAUUUUGGCCAAGUGCUUCCGGGCCAGGCUCUGGGAAAACUCUCCAUUUGUCUCAAAGCAGUUGGAGAAAAUCGGACUGUCUCUCUCUACCGCAAUGGUGAACGCGGGACUGACCACAUUCCUCAAGAUCCAGCAGACGAAUGCCAGAGAGCUGGAGAUGAUUGUCAACAGACAUCCGCCAUUUGGUAACCAGAUCAAGGAGGCUGUCGAGCAUCUUCCGAAGUAUGAAGUCAGUUUGGAACAGAUUCCAAGAUACAGUGUUGCGACAGCAGAGAUCCUUGUUACAGUGAACUUGAAAAACUACGAGCAGCUGAUGUCAAAGAGAACGUCUCCUGACCACCAUUAUGUCACCCUAAUUAUAGGGGAUUGCAACAAUAAUGUGGUGUUCCUGCAAAACAUCACAGACUCUCUCUUGCUGAAGUCUGGAAGCUGGUCAAGAAAAAUUGAAGUCACAAGAACUCCCAAAGGAGAGGAGCUCAGUGUGAACUUGGUCAGCUCAGAAUUUGUGGGACUGGACAUUCAGCAGAAGUACAGCGCAUUCUACUCUGGAGCGAGGCGCUUUGCGUCUGAAACGGACAGCUGGGAGAACGCGCAGUCUACGGCAAAGAGAGAACAGGGUGCUGAAGAGAGCGCACAGGCUACAGCACCUAGAGCACAGAGCACAGUGCAGAAAGCACAGGGCACAAUGCAGAAAGCACAGGGCACUAACGUAGAUCAAGGGAAAAGAGAGUGCAACCACUUCUGUAAAAACAAGGACCAAUGUGGACAUGACUGUUGUAAGGUUGGUGUACACAUGGUGUUGAAAAGGCCCUCGCAUGCGGAGUCCGGUUUCUCUUCCUACCUCAGAGACCUGAGAACCAGGAAUGAGACACUCGUGCAGACUCCUGUUAAGCGCCUGAAGAUGAAAAUGUGCAACCAGCCUGGGGCUGCUGCCAUGCACCAGUUCUCAUACAAGCCCAAAGACAUCCUGCCUGCUGCCCCAAGUGGCUGCUUCUCAUCAGAUGCUCUCAAUGUGACCUUUGACCUGGGUGUAGAUGACUGGGAUGAUAUCGACGAAGCCAAUUUAGUGAAUGCCAGUGAGAUUUCAUACACCAGGACUCCGACCACAGACUGCAGCACACAAAGAGAUUACUCAGCGCCAUUGACUUCUUAUGAACAGCCAAAACCCAUCUUUGCACAGCUCAGUAGAUCACAUAUGGCGAGCUCUGCCAAUGUCAGACCUCAAGAGUCUCAGUGUCUUGGUCACAUUCCAAAUAAACCAAUGGAUAACUGGAGCCAAUCGGACGAUGGUUUUAAAACGUGCGGUGAAAUGUAUGGAAACAGGGUGAGUCCCUCCUUCCCAAGACUGAAGUCAUCGCAAUUGGGCACCUUGAAUAGAACACUCAAUUUCUUUUCGAAGCCAAAUGCUGUGGAACGUGAUGGGAUUUCUGGAAGAUUCCAGGGGAAAGAAGACUCUUCAGAAGUUGAAGCAUUCCUUGGAAUAUUUGAAGGAAUAUUUUAGUGCUUUUAUCAACUGUUGGAUGAGCUGAACUUUACAGCAUUGUAACUUUCAAUGUUACACAAUAUAGUUC
Conger conger (European conger) is the source of this 4075-nucleotide messenger RNA. RefSeq names its product helicase for meiosis 1 (gene hfm1). Lineage: Eukaryota; Metazoa; Chordata; Actinopteri; Anguilliformes; Congridae. Gene Ontology annotation, molecular function: nucleic acid binding; ATP binding. The transcript is spliced from 38 exons. The coding region runs from base 100 to 4005 and encodes 1301 amino acids. The record is from RefSeq and is a predicted model, not a curated record.